CUCUCGGCGCGGGACCUCACGUCGCCAAGGCAUCUUAGGGCGACCGCGGAUCACCCACGUCGCGAUCGGCGCGCAAAAGGAGGCGCGGCGUCGCGACGGGUCCGCGGAACGCAAAACAAAAAUGGCUGUGCCCGCUGCGGGCCCGCGGGCGGGCGAGUCGGGUCACAGCAGGUCGCGGCCGCCUAGGUUAAUCGCGCGCGCCAUAUGAAGAGGAGGUUAGGAUCCCGCGGGCGAGCCGUGCGCGCUGUUUCUUGUACGCACUUUCGACGUAAUCCUCGAGCAAUGAUACGACGAAGUCCAACUCGGAUAGAAAUGCGUCUGGAUGACCUGCAGGUGUAUGAGGAGAUAAGAAAGGCGCACGAGUCCAAAAAAGAUCCUGAAAAGAAAGCGUCGUCGUCUAUGAAUCCGCCCAUGUGGGGCGGAAAGAUUCCUCAGAACGAGAUUCAGGAACGGAUCGGUUAUGUGCCGCAACACUCAUCCACGCACAACCGAACGACGUAGUAGUCUACUUGAGAUACAAAUCACAACAUGGAUACAACCCUCGUUUAUGCGUUUGAACAUAAUUUUGAUUUCAAACAAUUCGGCACACAUUUACACAAAUACGAUUUAUACAAGAUGUAUUUAGAAAAAUACGACUUUUUUUUAUAAUUCAGUUUCCGCGAUUAAUUACCGGUUAUGAUCAAGUAAUCAUAAUCUUAAGAAUUUUUUUAGUAUACUUGCUGCUUUUAUUUACAAAAUGUAUAAUCGCUGUGUGUGAAGUAUAUGAGGUUAGUGUACGAUA
This is a messenger RNA of Monomorium pharaonis (pharaoh ant), 781 nucleotides long. RefSeq names its product anaphase-promoting complex subunit CDC26-like. The record is from RefSeq and is a predicted model, not a curated record. The coding region runs from base 205 to 501 and encodes 98 amino acids. Gene Ontology annotation, biological process: anaphase-promoting complex-dependent catabolic process; protein K11-linked ubiquitination; regulation of mitotic cell cycle. NCBI's taxonomy places the organism in Eukaryota, Metazoa, Arthropoda, Insecta, Hymenoptera, Formicidae. Gene Ontology annotation, cellular component: anaphase-promoting complex. The transcript has 2 exons.